GUGUGAUGUAAAUAGUAGCUGGUUUGUAGUUUUGCUCCAGAUGAAAAGCCCCCCGUUCCCCCUUGUCGCUCACGCACAAGGGACUGCGCCCUCGCCUUUUGCGGCUGCAUCAGCAUGUGAGCCCUGAGUCACAACUGACACAUAUCUCAGUGUCGGCUUAUACGAACUUAGCCAUUCCGUCCACUCCCCCAUGUCUCUCGCUCGUGACGCCAACAGCCAAUAAAACCGACCCAAAAGCCCAUACACUGACCGACACACCCGCGCGCAUCAAAUCAACCUGAGCCACCGCCACCAAUGGCCUUCUCCUUGGCUCCCGGCCUGCUUCUUCCUCUUCUUGUUGGUUUGCUAAAUUUUGCUUCAAGCACCCACGACUACCAAGACGCGUUGUCAAAAGCCAUCUUGUUCUUCGAGGGCCAGCGCUCGGGAUUUCUGCCACAGGACCAGCGGAUCACCUGGCGUUCCAACUCGGGACUAAGCGAUGGCUGGAUGUACAACGCCGACUUGACUGGAGGAUACUACGACGCCGGCGACAACGUUAAAUUCGGCUUCCCCAUGGCCUUCACGACGACAAUGUUGGCGUGGAGCGUGAUCGAGUUCGGCGAUUCCAUGCCCCCAAAUGAGCUAAGGAACUCACUGGUGGCGAUCCGCUGGGCAACGGAUUACUUGCUCAAGGCUGUGUCUCAGCUGCCCAACCGGAUUUUUGUGCAGGUGGGGGAUCCAAACAUAGACCACGAUUGUUGGGAAAGACCCGAAGAUAUGGACACUGCCAGGACUGUUUACGCCGUUGAUGCACCAAAUCCGGCUUCUGAUGUUGCCGGAGAGUCCGCAGCAGCUCUUGCAGCUUCAUCCAUAGCUUUCCGAUCAUCGGACCCGGGAUACUCAGAUACUCUGUUACGAAAUGCCAUCAAUGCUUUUCAAUUUGCAGAUAGUUACAGAGGAGCUUACAGCGAUAAUUCCAAUAUUAAAUAUGGCGCCUGCCCAUAUUAUUGCGACUUUGAUGGUUAUCAGGACGAGUUACUUUGGGGAGCAGCAUGGCUAAGGAGGGCAACUCAGCAGGAUGCUUACCUUGAUUACAUACGAAGCAAUGGCCAAACCCUUGGAGCCGAUGAAAACAUCAAUGAAUUUGGGUGGGACAACAAACAUGCUGGCCUUAAUGUUUUAGUCUCUAAGGAAGUCAUAGAAGGAAACAUGUAUUCUCUCCAGUCGUACAGAGCCUCGGCGGACAGCUUCAUGUGCACGCUCGUACCCGAAUCAUCGGCGUCGCACAUAGAGUACAGUCCCGGAGGGCUCAUAUACAGGCCCGGAGGCAGCAACUUGCAGCACACAACAUCCAUUGCAUUCCUUUCAUUGGUCUAUGCCAAUUCCUUGGCUAGAACAUCUCAAGCUAUUAAUUGUGGGAGCAUUUACGUAAGUCCGACUAGGCUUCGCCAACAGGCCAAGCGCCAAGUUGAUUACAUUUUGGGCGAUAAUCCUAUGGGUUUAUCUUAUAUGGUUGGGUAUAGCAACUACUAUCCGCAACGUAUUCACCAUCGUGGCUCGUCGUUGCCAUCCAUAAAGGACCAUCCCCAGUUCAUUGCAUGCAAAGAGGGUUCCAUAUACUUCAACUCAACAGAUCCUAACCCUAAUGUCUUAUUUGGGGCUGUUGUUGGCGGGCCAGGUGAGGAUGAUGUUUAUGAGGAUGAUCGAAUUGAUUACAAGAAGUCGGAGCCCACAACCUACAUUAAUGCUCCAUUAGUUGGGGCACUAGCAUACUUUGUAGCUAACCCCAACCCCAGUUAGCACAAACACAAAUCUCUGAUCUCUCUCUCUCUCUCUCUUUCUCUCUCACAAAUUCGCCGUCAUCAACGUUUGAGCAGCAUAGGGAAAGAUGCCUCUCGUCUUUGGCAAAUCAAAGAGAGCAGAGGUUUAUGGGGAAUUAAUUUGCUUGAUUAAUUCUCGAGUUAUAGCACUUUCCAAGUCACAAGAGCUUGUUGUGACUUUUUCAAGGAGGAUUAUUGGAAGUUUAUUUCAACAUGCAAAAUUGAAGUUUGUUGCUAA
Molecule: messenger RNA, 2037 nt
Organism: Carya illinoinensis
Lineage: Eukaryota; Viridiplantae; Streptophyta; Magnoliopsida; Fagales; Juglandaceae
Product: endoglucanase 24-like
Exons: 4
Coding region: 295-1779 (494 amino acids)
Biological process (GO): carbohydrate metabolic process
Molecular function (GO): hydrolase activity, hydrolyzing O-glycosyl compounds
Source: RefSeq, a predicted model, not a curated record